Fusarium tjaetaba is the source of this 669-nucleotide messenger RNA. RefSeq lists its product as uncharacterized. The transcript is spliced from 2 exons. Gene Ontology annotation, biological process: nucleobase-containing compound metabolic process. Gene Ontology annotation, molecular function: nucleic acid binding; 3'-5' exonuclease activity. The coding region runs from base 1 to 669 and encodes 222 amino acids. Lineage: Eukaryota; Fungi; Ascomycota; Sordariomycetes; Hypocreales; Nectriaceae. The record is from RefSeq and is a predicted model, not a curated record.
AUGGAUCCCCAAACAGAACGCGAUAUUAUACCCACCUAUGAAUCCGAACCACGUAUUAUCUGGAUCGAUAAUUGCGACACCUUGUACAAUCUCCUCUACGAUCUCGAUAAUAUCCCAAAAAUCUCCAUUCUGCAGAUCUACAACGCCGUUUCUCACCGCGUCUACCUCAUAGAUGUGUACUGGCUCGGCGCCACGACCUCCUGGCGAGUUAAUUCGCGCAUGACGACUCUCAAGGGUAUUCUGGAGUCCAAGGAUAUCAUCAAGGUCUUUUUCGAUGUCAAGAAAAACUCUGAUGCACUGUACAGCGAGUUCAAGAUUAAACUCGCUGGGGUUCACGAUCUCCAGCUGAUGGAGCUCUUGGCCAGCGGGAGUCCUCACAGGCUGAGGGAUAUUGAAGAUUGUUUCUGGAGAGACGUGUCUGGGCAGCAGCAGACAGAGUGGCGGCUUUGGGAUCUUCGAGGAGUGGUUCCUUCAUGGUGCUCUCAUCGGAUACGCGACCGUUGGGUGCAGAUCUUGCCUACACUGUAUGCUUGCUACGAUGCCAAGCUACUCCCUGGGAAGCGGGCAAGCAUGAUCGCUACUUCGAACAGUAAGGUUGAAUUCUCACGGUACAUGAUCCGUGAUAUGGAGGAACGGCGUCGUGCUUUUAUGUGUCGUGGUGUUGAAUGA